Ogataea angusta is the source of this 1740-nucleotide messenger RNA. RefSeq lists its product as uncharacterized. The transcript has a single exon. Gene Ontology annotation, cellular component: mitochondrion. NCBI's taxonomy places the organism in Eukaryota, Fungi, Ascomycota, Pichiomycetes, Pichiales, Pichiaceae. The coding region runs from base 1 to 1740 and encodes 579 amino acids. Gene Ontology annotation, molecular function: nucleic acid binding; ATP binding. The record is from RefSeq and is a predicted model, not a curated record.
AUGUUUGUUCUUCUUAAACCGUUUGCUGCCGUGAGGGCGACUUUAGGCAGCCCUGCCGUUAGAAGGGCUACUGCCUUCUACAGCACCGAAGCUCUGAACCUCCAGGUUGACCAAACUGCCCUUCACCUGAAAGUUCAGGAUGCUUUCACAAAGGUCGCCAGUGAGACUCUCACUGAAGUUCAAGGGAGAGUGAUUCCUGAGAUGCUUACUACCAGUAAUGGUGUGCUGGUGAGAGCCAAAACCGGAACCGGUAAGACCUACGCAUUCGGUCUUCCUGUGAUUGACGAGUGGUUAAAGGAUAAAAAUUUCGGAAAGCAAGAGAGCGUUCACACCGUGGUGAUCAACCCGACUAGAGACCUUGCUUUCCAAACGCAAAGGGCGUUGGAUAAGGUUUGGAAGGAUGCUGCCCCUAGAAACAACCGCCGAGGUAUCGAUUUGUGUGUUGGUCAAAUGAAGUAUGAUCAGAUCAGAAGAGGAGUCAAUGGAAGAUUCAAAUCGGCAGCCUUAGUGGCAACACCAGGAAGACUGCUGGACAUGUUGGAAUCUGAUCACUCUUUUGCAAACUCGUUCAAAGAUUUGAGACAUUUUGUUAUUGAUGAGGCCGACGUUCUUUGCGCUCAUGAUUUCAAGGAAGCUUUACUGGCUAUUGUUAGCCGGAUCAAAGAAAAUCACCAAGAUCCUAGCUUGCUGAAAGUGACCAUGUUUUCUGCCACUAUGGACUCGAACACCAAAGAACUUGCUCGCAAACUAAUGGGCGAGAAUUACAAGUACAUUGAUGUGAGUUCUGGCCCGGAAGUGACGGACACUGUUAACCAGUCUUUAGUGACAACAGAUAGCCUUUUCGAAAGUUUUGCUGUUGCCCUGAAGUUGGUGAUUGAAAAGCUAGGUGAUGCCAACGGUAAGGUGAUCGUGUUCAUGCCAAACAUCAAAACCACUGACUUUUUCUACUGUUUGGCUAAAGAAGUCAUUGGUGAAUACUACGGCAGAAAAGCUGAGGUUUGCACCCUGCAUGGGGAUUUGAGUCAGGGUGCUCGCAACAGAAACCAGAUCAGGUUCAGAAGUGCCAAAACGGGAGUUUUGGUUUCGUCGAACGUUGGUGCUAGAGGAAUGGAUUUCCCUGGUGUCAACAGUGUGAUUCAGUUGGGAGUGCAAUAUGAAACAGCUUCUCACACUCACAGGGUUGGCAGAACAGGAAGGGCUGGAACCACAGGAGAGUCCAUCUCCAUUUUGACUGAGCACGAAAUGUUUUAUGCUGGAAGAUUGAAGAAAGAGGGUCAUGAGUUUGAAAUCUUAGAUAAACCUGAGAUCACUCCUGAGUUUGCAAAUCAAAUUACCGAUGUUUCGAGACAUAUUCCAUCCGAUAUCAAUCUGAUGGUCACGUCGCUUUUGGGUUCUUACGGCUCUGUGCCUCGGAUCGAGAAAGAUGGUGAUCCAAAAAGUCUCGCUCUUGAUUGCGGAGAUCUCUAUCAAAAGUUUAUGGGCGAGGGUAAUUUGCCCUCUGUCAGGGCAGCCGAUCUGGACAGAUUCAGGAUUUCAUCUCGUGAUGCUGAAGGGGUGUUCAACGUGAGAGGCAAUUUGAGAGGAGGAUCUAAUUUUGGAGGAUACAACAGAGGAAACAGGACAUUUGGAGACAGAAGUGAGGGUUCAUACAAGCCAAGAAGAUCUGGUAAUGGGUACGGAGGUAACUUUGAAAAAAAGAAUUUCGGAAACCGCCGCUGGGACAGGAACAAUAAGUUUUAG